Molecule: messenger RNA, 405 nt
Organism: Debaryomyces fabryi
Lineage: Eukaryota; Fungi; Ascomycota; Pichiomycetes; Serinales; Debaryomycetaceae
Exons: 1
Coding region: 1-405 (134 amino acids)
Source: RefSeq, a predicted model, not a curated record
AUGUUUAGAAGAAUUCCAUUAAGAGCAAAGCCAGCUCUAACUAUAUUUCGUCGUAAUCUUGUGGAUGCCGAAAUCAACAUACCUAAACGUGUUAUUCCCGAAAAGGAUAUCGAUGGACCCUCUGCAAGUCUUAAUAACGGGGUUAAGGGCCAAAAAACAUUUCCUUCUGGUUCAGCUAAGAAGAACUUCUUCAAAGAAUUACCAAAAGCUAUACAAGCUCUUAUUGCAAUAGGCACAAUUAUGAUAUUUUGGCCUAUGGCAACAGUAGGAAUAAGUAACUUUACGCAUUCAGUUCCCAGUGAGAGUACUUCAGCUGUGAAAAUAGGUCCUAAAGGUACAACAACCGUGGAUAUUCCUCAGACUUACGCUCAUCUCGAUAAACCAACAGAAGAUGAAGACGAGUAA